Messenger RNA from Penicillium daleae, 1188 nucleotides. RefSeq names its product N,N-dimethylformamidase beta subunit family domain-containing protein. The record is from RefSeq and is a predicted model, not a curated record. Bases 1 to 1188 code for a protein of 395 amino acids. NCBI's taxonomy places the organism in Eukaryota, Fungi, Ascomycota, Eurotiomycetes, Eurotiales, Aspergillaceae. The transcript has a single exon.
AUGAUCACGUUCUUCGUCCGCCCUCAUCCCAGCUCAGAGUCUCGGAUCGCGUUAGUGAUGACUACUUUCACAUACCUUGCAUAUGCCAAUGAGCGGAUGUUUGACCAGAGCAGAUCGUCCGCAAUGACAACCCCGGACGGUGUCAACGUUGGGAGCAACAACGAGUAUUUCAAGAACUUAGAUCGAAGACCGGACUUAGGCUUGUCGGCCUAUGAUGUUCAUCGAGACGGCUCCCCUUGUGCGUUUUCUAGUGCUCUUCGACCGAUUCUUAACCUCAGACCCGGAUACGUGCACUGGGCACUCGGUCGGCCUCGAGAAUUCAGCGCUGAUCUGCUUAUGAUAAACUUCCUGGAACGUUCUGGGCUUCCCUAUGAUGUUAUCACAGACCACUGUCUGAACGACCCAAAUCAAAAAGUCUCCUCUCGAUACACUACUCUUAUUACGGGCUGCCAUCCUGAAUAUCACUCUCUCCAGAGCCUGAAUGCGUUCAACGCCUUUUCUCGAUCGGGAGGGAAUAUGAUGUAUCUUGGCGGCAACGGGUUCUAUUGGGUCGCCGAUGUGGACAUCACACGGCCUCACCGUCUCGAGGUUCGCAAGGGGGAUCAGGGCUGCCGCUCUGUGACAUUUUCCGCGGGCGAGCGAAUGCACAGUCUUACCGGAGCACAGGGAGGGCUCUGGCGGAGUCGCGGUCGUGCUCCAAACUACCUUUGGGGAAUUGGCGCAUCUGCCUUCGGUACCGGACCAGGGAAGCCCUACAAGGCCAAUGCAAAGUAUGCCCUCGAUCCUCGGUUUUCCUGGAUGUUCGAGGGGAUAGACCCAACUGAACUGAUUGGUGAACAUGGGUUCGGCGGAGGAGCUAGCGGCGACGAGAUCGACCGGCUUGAUUUUGCGCUUGGGACCCCAAUGAAUGCGAUCUUGCUGGCAAGAAGUCUGCAGCAUGAUGACAGCUUUGGGCUGUUCAAUGAGGACUCAAUGUUUCCCAUGGUGAACACCUUAGGCUCAACCUGUGAUCUAGUUAGAAGCGACCUUGUCUACUAUGACACCGCAGCAGGGGGUGCGGUGUUCUCGGUAGGUAGUAUCAACUGGUAUUCCAGCCUCGCUUGGGACGAUUACAAAAACAAUGUAGCUAAAAUGACGGAGAACGUGCUGAGAGAGUUCGUGAAGAGAGGACGAGGCUGUGUUGGGUGA